CACCCUCACAUAAUCCGGGGCCCUGCUUCUUAUACCCCACCAGCUUCCCUGCUGAACCCCGCAACCAACCCCCUUCGUUCCCCGCAUUGCAGUGUCGACCAUGUUCAAGCUUCCAGCCACCCCCCGGACGAACUCGUCCCACAGCAGUAGCGAGAACACUGCUGUACCGGAGCCAUUGCCUGCUAGAAAUACCGACGGCGCAGGUGGAAGACCGCGGAGUCGAACCGUGGGCCACGAAGCUGCCCAGCUUCAGGCAGCGGUCCAGAACGCGAAGGAGAAGCAAGACAUUGCUGGCGAGGGUUUGGAGAACAGGAACGUUCUGCCGGACGGCAGAGUCGUCUUGACAGAAGAAGAGGCGUACUCGAAACUUGGCUUCAGCUUUCCGACGUGGAAGAAGUGGACGAUCCUCUCGGUUAUCUUUGCUAUCCAAUGCUCCAUGAACCUGAACUCGUCCCUCUACGCCAAUGCCGUCGGCCAACUCGCCACACACUUCAGUAUCAGUGAGCAGGCUGUCCGAGUCGGCCAGAUGGACUUCUUGAUCGCCUAUGCCUUCGGUAACGAGUUGUGGGCACCGUGGUCCGAAGAGCUCGGUCGGUGGCCCAUUCUCCAGCUCAGUCUAUUCCUUGUCAACAUCUGGCAGAUACCCUGUGCGCUCGCGCCUAACUUUGGCACCAUGGUCGUCUGCAGGCUGCUUGGCGGUCUUUCCUCCGCGGGUGGGUCUGUCACUCUCGGCAUGAUCGCCGACAUGUGGUCACCCGAAGAGCAACAGUUCGCGGUAGCGUUCAUCGUCUUCUCGUCAGUCGGCGGCUCCGUGCUCGGUCCCAUCUUCGGAGGUAUCAUCGAGACGCACCUUGACUGGCACUGGAACUUCUGGAUCCAGCUUAUCGUUGGCGUCACCGUCCAGGCGGUGCACUUCUUCUUUGUGCCGGAGACAUGCGCGAGGGUGUUGCUUGACCGCGAGGCCAAGCGGUUGAGGGAGUCAGGCGAGGACAACGUCUGGGGCCCCUCGGAGAUUGAGAAGAAUCGGUUCGCGCCGAGGAAGAUUCUUACCAUUUGGCUGCGUCCGUUCUCCAUGCUCCUCUUUGAGCCCAUCGUCCUCUUCCUGUCGCUCCUGAGUGGCUUCAGCGAUGCCCUCAUCUUCACCUUCCUCCAGUCCUUCUCGCCUGUGUUCGAGCAGUGGAACUUCAGCGUCGAGAUGCAAGGCGUUGCUUUCGUGACGAUUGCUAUUGGCUAUUGCAUCGCCUAUAUCUCGUUCAUUCCAUUCAUCUGGAAACAACGCAACCAGCUCCGCAAGGACCCGCACUCGCUCCAGCCCGAAGCCCGCCUCUAUUGGCUGCUGUACACUGCUCCUCUCGAGCCAAUUGGUCUCUUCGGCUUCGCUUGGACGAGCUUGGGCCCGGCCCACCACGUGCACUGGAUAGCGCCAAUGAUCUUCGCUGCAAUGAUCGCCAUUGCUAACUAUGCCAUCUAUAUGGCUACCAUCGACUACAUGAUCCAGGCGUACGGUCCAUACUCCGCAUCUGCUACCGGUGGGAACGGUUUCGCACGAGAUUUCCUCGCUGGUAUCGCCGCGAUGUACUCGGUUCCUCUGUACACGAACCUGGGGCCGUACUCGCUCGAGUGGGCGUCGACGCUUCUUGGUUGCAUCUCCGUCCUCGUCACGAUACCCAUCUUUGUCUUCUACUUCCACGGGCCCGCGAUCCGUGCGCGCUCCAAAUUCGCGCAGGAGAUCGGGCAGAAGCACGAGCACCUAGUCGCGGAGACCAAGCUGCCUACGGGGCAGGCAUAGUCGUCGUUGGUCGACACACACUGGCAUGGAGUCUUACGAUUUGAUGUGCUUACGACGCUCAUGAUGACUUGUGAUACGACCGUGU
Messenger RNA from Rhodofomes roseus, 1874 nucleotides. Its product is annotated as major facilitator superfamily domain-containing protein. The record is from RefSeq and is a predicted model, not a curated record. The coding region runs from base 101 to 1789 and encodes 562 amino acids. Gene Ontology annotation, molecular function: transmembrane transporter activity. The transcript has 8 exons. Gene Ontology annotation, biological process: transmembrane transport. Lineage: Eukaryota; Fungi; Basidiomycota; Agaricomycetes; Polyporales; Fomitopsidaceae.